ACUGACAGGGAAACCUUCAUCUCCAAUUCUCGUCCCUCAUCGGUUCAUUCACAAUCAAACCCUAAGCAGCUUCAUUCGUCCUUUCCCAAGGAGCAAAACUGGGAGAUUGUGAUUGUGUUAGGGUGAAGGAUAGAAGGGAUGAUCUACACAGCAAUUGACACGUUCUACCUCACAGACGAGCAGUUAGCAACCUCGCCUUCUAGAAAAGAUGGCAUAGAUGAAGCCAUUGAGACCACCCUAAGAAUCUAUGGCUGUGAUCUCAUCCAAGAAAGUGGCAUUUUGCUUAGAUUGCCACAAGCAGUCAUGGCAACAGGGCAGGUUCUAUUUCAUCGUUUCUAUUGUAAGAAGUCAUUUGCACGGUUCAAUGUCAAGGUAAUUUAUGUUGUGAUGUAUAUUAAUUGCUCUUUUUUCUAUCUUUAUGCUUCAUGAAUCCUAUGUUCAGUGUUUCUUUUGCAGAAAGUUGCUGCAAGCUGUGUGUGGCUAGCUUCAAAACUGGAGGAAAACCCUAGAAAAGCCAGACAAGUAAUCAUAGUUUUUCACAGGAUGGAAUGCAGGAGGGAGAACUUUCCCAUGGAGCAUUUAGACUUGUAUUCCAGGAAAUAUGUUGAUUUGAAAAUGGAAUUGAGCAGAACAGAAAGACAUAUUUUGAAAGAAAUGGGAUUCAUUUGUCAUGUUGAACACCCUCAUAAGUUUAUAUCAAAUUACCUUGCAACCCUUGAAACUCCUCCAGAAUUGAGGCAAGAAGCUUGGAAUCUGGCUAAUGAUAGUUUGCGCACUACAUUAUGUGUUCGAUUUAAGAGUGAGGUUGUAGCUUGUGGAGUUGUAUAUGCUGCUGCUCGUAGGUUCCAGGUACCCCUUCCUGAGAACCCACCGUGGUGGAAGGCAUUUGAUGCAGAGAAGUCUGGGAUUGAUGAAGUAUGUAAGGUUCUUGCUCACCUUUAUAGCCUUCCGAAGGCACAAUAUAUACCAGUCUGCAAGGACGGGGACUUCACAUUCUCCAACAAAUCAUUGGAAUCAAAGUCUCAGUCAACACCAAAGGAUGUUCAACAGAGUAGUCCCCCAGCUGAUACUGACACCUCAGUGCCAAAGGGAGCUCAUGGAGAAACUAAUAUUGAUUCCGUUGGUGGCAAGGGUGCAAUGGUAAAGCUAGCCAUUGAUAAGCUGAAAGAUUCUAAGAAGUCUGAUGAUGAAUCCAAAGGCAUGGCUACAGAAGGAGAGGCAAGAGAUGAACCUACACUGAAGCCCAAAUCUGACCGUAAAGGAGACGUUAGUGGGGAGACACGCAGAGACAGGGACAGGGAUAGGGACCGAGAUAGGGAUAGGGACAGAGACAGAGACAGAGAUAGAGACAGGGACAGAACGAAAUCCAGGGAUCGUGAUCGAGGAAGGGAUUCUGACAAAGAACGUGAGCGAGAGGAAGUCGAUAGGGACAAAUUAAAGGAUCGUGCUCACCGUUCUAGGGAGAGAGCAAAGGAUUCAGUCAAAACGCCAUUCAUCGCAUGGUAUGAAUCUGGGAUCUUCAUAGGUUUGGCAUUUGUUUUCCUUUUGGCAUUGCAUCUUAAAAAAAAUUUAUUUUACAGAUCGGGAUUACCAUGGUUCCUCUUACUCUUCAAGAGGGAAAGAUCGGCAUAGACAUCAUUGACAUUACUCGGAAGAGUUUUUUAAGAUGCAACCGGUUUAUUGUCCAUGGCACUUGUCGAAGUCAAUCAAUUGAUCAAGCAUUGCACCUGUCGGGCGAGAUUUACAGAUAUACACAAAUUCGUAAUGCCCUUUUUUAUUUGUUGUAGUCACCAUCAGAUUCAAGCCUGUCCUUCACAUUUCAAUCAAACAAUUUUCUCGAUCUCUUUGUUAUGAUGAUAGAUGAAAGCUGGAGUGCUAAACCUCAACAUGUUACCUGGUUUAGUUUAUAAUAUUUUUCUUUAUUUAUUGAUAGAAUUGAGUAUAAAUUUAUAAAUUAUUGUUCAUUUAGUAAUAAACAAUCGGAUCAAACGUUUUAAUU
This is a messenger RNA of Abrus precatorius (Indian licorice), 1999 nucleotides long. RefSeq names its product cyclin-L1-1. Bases 544 to 1632 code for a protein of 362 amino acids. The record is from RefSeq and is a predicted model, not a curated record. NCBI's taxonomy places the organism in Eukaryota, Viridiplantae, Streptophyta, Magnoliopsida, Fabales, Fabaceae. Gene Ontology annotation, cellular component: nucleus. Gene Ontology annotation, molecular function: cyclin-dependent protein serine/threonine kinase regulator activity. The transcript has 7 exons. Gene Ontology annotation, biological process: regulation of transcription by RNA polymerase II.